This is a messenger RNA of Hyposmocoma kahamanoa, 1255 nucleotides long. RefSeq lists its product as uncharacterized. NCBI's taxonomy places the organism in Eukaryota, Metazoa, Arthropoda, Insecta, Lepidoptera, Cosmopterigidae. Bases 132 to 1208 code for a protein of 358 amino acids. The record is from RefSeq and is a predicted model, not a curated record. The transcript is spliced from 4 exons.
GCCGACUCCGGCAGUCGACUCGCGCCCGCUCUGCCCAUCGGCCGCGUCGCGCGCUCUUGUGAUUCAAAAACCGGCCCGAAUGCCGAAGAACCAGUCGGCGGGAUGGCGGGCCACGGCGUGAGCGCUGCGCCAUGUUGAAGCAUGCGCAGCGGCCGCCGGCGGCGAAUGAUGCCGACCACCGUUACCAGAAUAUGCCACGGCGGCCGCACCACCACCUGUCGCUCAACGUAUCCACCCUGGACUCUUCGAAGCAUUCUGUUGGAGGAACCUCCGCGAGCGUUAGUCCUGGUGGACAAGCACCACCAUCUAACAAUGCGCCUAUAUCAGUGGUCGCCUCUAUACCGGUGGCAGCUCAGCCGAAACUUCCCAACGGGAAUGCAUCGGGAGUAUCCCAAACACGGCCUGUCGCGCUUAAAGGCAGGAGCGCUCGAGCGGCGACCGAGGAGGCUCUGACGUCUCUGGCGCUACUUUGCCUCGUCAGCCUGCUCCUGGCGCUGCUCGCGCUCUUGUUCCUGCUGAAGAUCUCCGCUCCGUCGACGAGCGCCCCGGAAGAAUUUGCAGUGGUAUACGAAGUGACGUUAGCAUUGUGUGCGUUGACAUUGUCAUUGAAUUUAUGCUGUCUCCUGGUGUGUGCAAUACAGUUCCUGUUCGCGGUGAAGUUGGUGCAUUCACCUUCGGCGCCGAACGGACGGUCAAACAAGUACCUGCAGAAGUCUGCAAUCACGAGGGUGUGCGCGGUCGGAGGUUUUUUUAUAUCAAUACCAGUAUUUUUAACAGGGAUAAUACUGUACACAUUCAUCCAAUUCCAUUCAACGCCUGCGAUAAUCACCUCAGUAUUUAUCGGAGUGGGCAUAAUCUUCUGCGGCUGCGCAAUGGUCCACAACGUCUUCGUAUGGCAGAAAGAAAAAACCAACUUAGUCAAAGCAUUUAGAAGUGACAUAAACAACACGACAACGCCUUUAAACACAUCGAAUGGAGUCCUACUGAGCAACGGACAUAUAAAUAAUAAUUUAGGUGGAAAUAUGAGCUUUCAUAGCAUGGGGACCGGGCCUUACACUCAUCCUAUCACGUUGUUACAGCAGGGUGGACCUUAUAUUAUUAGGCCCCCAACUAGCACCCCUCCAGGUGAAGGCGCGGUGACCCCAGGCGUGCCUCCAGCAACGAUAGACCUGAGUCAUGACACGCACGAGCUCAGCACCCUGGUCUGAUCCGCGACGUGACGCGACCAACGGUCUGACACACAACGAGAAACAGA